Messenger RNA from Penicillium pulvis, 741 nucleotides. Its product is annotated as TNT domain-containing protein. The coding region runs from base 1 to 741 and encodes 246 amino acids. The transcript is spliced from 2 exons. NCBI's taxonomy places the organism in Eukaryota, Fungi, Ascomycota, Eurotiomycetes, Eurotiales, Aspergillaceae. The record is from RefSeq and is a predicted model, not a curated record.
AUGCGCUUCGUAGCUCUCGCUCUCUUUUUCGGUGCCGUUUUGGCUGAUCAGUCUUCGGUUGUUAUACUAAAGCAUAGCGACGGCAAUAUCGAAGAGUCCGAUUACCCGUCGAGAUGCUACCCAGACCCCUGCAAAGGUAUAACCUACCAAAACAAAACUGCCAUCUGCGGUGACCCACGUUUGGGACCAACCGAGCUCCCGAAGUACUUUCCUCUCUCAACGGAAACCCAAACCUACUACCGUUUCGGCAACCUCUGCCCCUACGAGUUCCUCCAAAAGUAUUCCGUGAACGUCUCGGACCCGAAUGCCUACCUUAUCUACCCCGGUGCUAACGGCUUCGCCAACACCACCGCCAACACACCCAUCUCCGGUACGGCCAAACUGGUUGUCGGCCAGAAGGUGGAUCGAUUCGGAGAUGAGAAUGGAACUUAUCUGGCUCCGCUUGGUGCGCCUUAUAUCGAGCGUGGUCUGCCGCCGAAGAAUCUGUUUGCGCCGGUGAAUAGCAGUUAUCCGUAUAACUACCAUGUGUAUCAGGUGAUGAAGGAGAUCACUGUUACUUUGGGCCCUGUUGCUGGUUGGUUUGAACAGCCAGGUCUUGGGACGCAGUUUGUUUUGACUGGGAAGGAUACUGUUGCUAGUUUGGUUACGGAUCAGAAGUUGAAGAUCUUGCAGAAAAUGGAGUAUGAUGAAGCGAAGGACUUUGCUGCUGAUUAUCUGCCUACUCCUCCGCAAAAGGCUUAG